Rhopalosiphum maidis (corn leaf aphid) is the source of this 1086-nucleotide messenger RNA. RefSeq lists its product as uncharacterized. Gene Ontology annotation, biological process: sensory perception of taste. Lineage: Eukaryota; Metazoa; Arthropoda; Insecta; Hemiptera; Aphididae. The record is from RefSeq and is a predicted model, not a curated record. The coding region runs from base 1 to 1086 and encodes 361 amino acids. The transcript is spliced from 5 exons. Gene Ontology annotation, cellular component: membrane.
AUGAGUUUUAAAUCAGUAUUAAAUAAUUUGAAUAAAGGUUUUUUGAUAUUCGGUAUUGGUUGUACUAACUACGGCCAAAGAUAUUUUAAGACGAAUGGGAUGUUUCAUUUUUUACGAUUUCUAUUAGUUUCUGUUGGUAUCCAUCAAUUUUACCGAUUCAACAAAUGGCUAUCAAUAAUUGAUCAGGAAGUAAACGAAGUAACGUCGCUAGUAAUUAUCACCUGUUAUGAGUUUAUGUUUAUUGGAACAUUUAUAGCAAUUGUAUGGCGAAUAUUUUACGAUAAAAAACUAUCUAUCAUAUUGACAAAAAUUGAAAAAAUUCACGAAAAGUUGAUUCGCUUGAAUGUGGCACGCCCAAUGAAAACAAUAAUGAAUUGGUUUUUCAUUAUUGGAAUUACUUUACAUGUUAUAGCAAAUAUAACAAUUAUAUUAUUAUGGAUAAAAAUUGAUAACACAAAUUUAUCAGUAACUGAUAUGCUUUCUUGGAUGUGUUUGGUUGUUAGUGGAUGCAGUUCAUUUUAUGAAUACAUACUUCUAAUAUUAUACAUACGGUGGAUGGUGUACAUGGCAAAUGAAAACAUUUCGGAAAGAAAAUCAUGCUUUAUUACAUUCAGAGAUAUGUAUUUGGAAGUUAUUGAAUGUUUAAACGAUGUCAAUAAUUCGAUUUAUGGUUUACCGGUCAUUUUAGCAUAUAUUACAGGAAAUAUUUGUGAUAUAAUUAUAACGAUUUACAGUGAUAUGUUAUUCCCCAGGGACUAUAGUAAAAACGAUGGUUAUUAUUCUGCAUUUGCUAUUAUUGAAUUAUUAUUAAAAACGGCUAAUGUUAUAAUAUUAUACGGAGUUGGUCACAUAACAGAAAAAGAGGUUAACCGAAUAAGUUUUGUCUUACAUCAACGGUCCGUGAUAGAAAGAAACCCUAGAAUAAAACGUCAGAUCAAGAUUUUUAUAUUACGAAGAUUGCACGAAUUCUAUCGUUUUGAGCUGUAUGGAAUAUGUCAAAUUAAUCUAAGAAAACUUCUUAGUUUAGUAAACAAAACAUUUGCUUACUUAUUAAUUCAAAUUAUGUUUAAAUUAAAUAAAAAAUAA